AUCGCCGUCUUCUUCAUAAACCUUCACCAUGUCAACCACUCUCUCCGUGAGAUCCGUCGUUACCAAAAGAGCACCGAGCUGUUGAUCCGCAAAUUGCCGUUCCAACGUCUGGUGCGUGAAAUCGCACAGGACUUCAAGACCGACUUGCGUUUCCAGAGCUCCGCCGUCAUGGCGUUGCAGGAAGCCAGCGAAGCGUAUUUGGUCGGUCUGUUCGAAGACACCAAUUUGUGCGCCAUUCACGCCAAACGUGUCACGGUCAUGCCAAAAGAUAUCCAAUUGGCUCGUCGUAUCCGUGGAGAACGUGCUUAAAUAACUUUAAAAUAACAAUAA
Rhopalosiphum padi (bird cherry-oat aphid) is the source of this 330-nucleotide messenger RNA. RefSeq lists its product as uncharacterized. Gene Ontology annotation, molecular function: DNA binding; structural constituent of chromatin; protein heterodimerization activity. The transcript has a single exon. The annotation marks the transcript as partial. The record is from RefSeq and is a predicted model, not a curated record. Gene Ontology annotation, cellular component: nucleosome. Lineage: Eukaryota; Metazoa; Arthropoda; Insecta; Hemiptera; Aphididae.